UGCUGGAGGUCGGGCAUGCCCAUGAAACAUCCACUGCGAAAUGCUAUGCAACCGCCUAAAAGAGUGUGAUUAACAUUAAAUAACAGCGACAUGUGCCUCAAACUACUCUUUAAAUUGCUCUCGCUCACGAGCUGAUUAGUCACGAGUUGAAUAGAAGCGCGUGGGAAACACCGAGGAGCUCCGAAAACUGUCCGUCCGUUUUGUCCUACAAAGGCGCCGAGAGUUUGACAGCGGCAGGACCUCACUGCGCAGGCCUGACGUUAGGUAAACUGCCGGAGGAGGACGGCAUCCAAAAGGACUCCAUGAGACAAUAAAGUCUGUCCUUUCUGCAGAGGGAAGCGAGUGAAAACAUGAGGAAGGACGUGAGGAUACUGCUUGUGGGGGAACCCAAGGUGGGGAAGACAUCACUGAUAAUGUCUCUGGUCAGUGAGGAGUUUCCUGAUGAGGUUCCUCUCCGAGCUGAAGAGAUCACCAUCCCAGCUGAUGUCACCCCGGAGAGGGUGCCCACACACAUCGUUGAUUACUCAGAGGCAGAACAGUCAGAUGAGCAGCUGUACCAAGAAAUAUCAAAGGCAAAUGUUAUCUGCAUAGUUUAUUCAGUCAACAAUAAGAAGUCCAUUGAAAAGGUGACAAGCCACUGGAUUCCUCUCAUCAAUGACAGAACGGACAAAGAUAGCAGGGUGCCAUUGAUCCUUGUGGGCAACAAGUCGGACCUGGUAGAACACAGCAGCAUGGAGACCAUCCUGCCAAUCAUGAAUCAAUACCAGGAUAUCGAGACUUGUGUGGAGUGCUCUGCCAAAAACCUGAAGAACAUCUCUGAGUUGUUCUACUACGCCCAGAAGGCUGUUCUCCACCCAACAGGACCCCUGUACUGCCCAGAGGAGAAGGAGCUGAAGCCCUCCUGCAUUAAGGCUUUAACUAGAAUCUUUAAAGUGUCUGACCUGGACAACGAUGGCAUCCUUAAUGACAACGAGCUCAACUUCUUUCAGAGAACGUGUUUCAAUACACCGCUGGCGCCUCAGGCCUUAGAGGAUGUAAAGAAUGUUGUCAGGAGGAACAUGACCGAUGGAGUCAAGGACAACGGACUCACACUCAAAGGCUUCUUGUUCCUGCACACCCUCUUCAUACAGCGAGGCAGACAUGAGACCACCUGGACUGUGCUGAGGAGGUUCGGAUAUGACGACGACCUGGAGCUCACACAGGAAUACCUGUUCCCCAUGAUAAAGAUCCCCCCGGACUGCACCACAGAGCUUAACCACAACGCAUACCUCUUCCUCCAGAGUGUCUUUGACAAACACGACAAAGACAGAGACUGUGCGCUGUCGCCAGAGGAGGUGAAGGACUUGUUCAAAGUGUUUCCCUACAUGCCCUGGGGUCCGGAUGUGAACCACACGGUCUGCACUAACGAACAGGGAUGGAUCACAUACCAGGGCUACCUCUCCCAGUGGACGUUAACAACUUAUUUAGAUGUACAGCGUAGUUUGGAGUACUUAGGUUACCUUGGCUACUCUAUCAUCUAUGAACAGGAGUCCCAAGCUGCUGCCAUCACAGUGACACGGAACAAGCGCAUCGAUCUUCAGAAGAAACAGACCCAGCGCAGCGUCUUCCGCUGCAAUGUCUUGGGGGCCCGGGGCAGCGGGAAGAGCGGCUUUCUUCAAGCUUUCCUGGGCAAGAACCUGCAGAAACAGAGGCGGAUCAGAGAAGACCACAAGUCCUUCUACGCCAUCAGCACGACCUAUGUUUAUGGUCAGGAGAAGUACCUGCUGCUCCAUGAGGUGAUGCCAGAUUUUGACUUCCUGUCCGAGGCGGAUCUAGCCUGUGACGUGGUCUGCCUGGUGUACGACGUCAACAACCCACGCUCUUUUGAAUACUGCGCCAAAGUGUACAAGCAAUACUUCAUAGAUAGCAAGACGCCAUGUGUGGUCAUCGCCGGCAAGUCGGACCUGCACGAAGUACGGCAGCACUACAGCCUCUCACCGCACGAGUUCUGCCGUAAACACAAGCUCCACCCGCCCCAGCCGUUCACAUGCAGCACGGUCGAGGCACCCAACAAAGACAUCUACACUAGACUCACCACCAUGGCCAUGUACCCCCACGCCCGUCUCCGCUGCAUGUGUCACUGCAACAGGUGCACCUAUUGCCUGUGUCAGAACCUCCUCAAGUUGGAGCUGCUGCGCAGUAUUAAGGCCCAACUCCACAGGGUCGUUUUCAACAGCUCCAGCCAGCCCACCUGCUCUCUGUACAGUUUGACACAGCGAAGUGUGACCACGCUGUGCCAGCUAACACACAGGCUGCGAGCCAGGGAGGUGACAGUGUGUCGGAAUCUGUGUGGAAACAUGCAUGGUGUUACUUGCUUGUGCAGUGCAAACUCCAAAUACUAACCCUCAAACCUGGGAAUAGAUAUUUCUGUCUUCUGAGACUAUUUAUAUUUUGUAAAACUUGUGUAAUCGUAUAUGUUGUAAUGCUAUUUGGAACCAUGAUACACUGCAUCCAUAUUGUUCAGCCAGUUAAUCAUGCUGACAAAUUAUCAAGUCUAGUUAGGAAGCUCUUGGAAAAUAAUGAUAAUAAUAAAUCAUGGAUUGGGGAGUGAAUUUUGAAGUAUUAAAAGCUGACUUUUGACCCUUUUUUUUUUUUUAGAGCUGUUUGCGCCCUCCUGUCCUGUAGUGGAUAUGCAAACUGUAAAUCUUGGCUAACAUGCAAAUCAUUUGCACUGCGAAUGAGAGAAACCAACCACUCCCUUUGGUUUGUGCUUCAUUCAAACUGAAAACCUCAUUUAUUAAAGCCUGCAUGUCUGCAUGUUUGAUAAUGUGAUUUCUUUUCAGUCACAAACAAAUUAAAAUUCUUCAUGGCUAUUAAUUUUUCUGUGGCUUUACCCUCUACUAUCAAAGAGUAUUUGAUUAUCUGUGAUGUUUUCAGUCUCCCUUUGUCUUUGUUUCUAAUCUUAACGCUGAAGUCCACACGCACAGGAGACACUUUAUUUUGAAAAGCACAGGAGUUACUCUAAAGCUGGAGUAAGCAGAAAUCUGGAAGAGGCAAAAAACAGAAACGUAAGGAAGAAAAGAAUACUCUCCUUCUGCAGCCCCCCCAUCUGUCCUAAACCCCUCCCACCAGACGACCACAGGCAUAUGCACAUGCAUGAUACAGUAACCAAGUCUUUCACGUUCUUAUUUCAUCGUAGAGCUGUCACUCUCUUGAUCAGACCACUAUGAGCCUAGAAUUACCUAGCAUACCACCCAGUGAUCCAUCCGCCUCACUCCCCGCCGCUGAGGACUACCUGCCAGAAGGAGAGCGAACAACAGCUCUGAAGCUUUGGUUGGCGGCUGUAGUGGCUCGAAUUUGGCCAGCGUUAACCCCCCCAGCACUGGGUAUCACAGAGCUGGUGCCAGCUGUGUAACGGCAGCAACAGAAAGUUUGCUGAAUAUGACGGGGAACUGGGCUUUCUUGUCCCCCAGCGCUUGGGUUAGCGCUGGCUGGAUUCUGGUUGCUGCGGCUGCUGAUUAGGAGCUCUUCUUUAAAGUAGUCUGCCUCUUUUUUCUUUGUUGCUUUGCAGUGUGGGCAGUUGUUGACAAUGCUGGAAUAGCAACUUUUUUUUUGCAUGGUUUUCCACCGUUGAAUCAGGUUUUCACUGAAGGGUCGUGCAGGUACAUCUGCGUUUGUAGAACAGCCAGUAGGAACACUGCCCUCUCUCUGAAAUGAACUGUGAUUGGCAGAAGUCCCCCCUCAUAGGCCAGAUUUUCUAAAGCCUGAAAACGAGCCACGGGAAGAAGUUUAGUAUUCUCUCUGUCCACUACAGGAUUUUUGUCAAAUAGCGCCAAAAUAAAACUGCCUACCCCAGCUUUCAUUGUACAUUACUAAAAUAAAAUCUCCUGUGGGUUCAGACUUUAUAAUGUAACAGGCUGAUGUGUGAAGUUAAAAUGUGUUUCUUUGAUGUUUAAAUUGAUUGUACUCUGUCAUUUCAUCCUGUUUUUCCUAUCUUGUAUUUCCUGUCUUUGUUUUUCUCCUUCCCCUCUAUAGGUGUUCAUACACAUGUUUUUGGCUGCCCCUCUUCCUCCUCCUCUUGCACGUGUUCACCCUCUGCUAAUCUUUCUGCUGUUAUGUUGCAUGGCUCACCUGUUUUCUACCUCUCUGGAUAACCAAAGACAUGCCUCGGUCCUGAGCUGGGAAGAGGUGUCUCAUCUGUACAUGUCGACAGUGAAGAGAGCUUGGUGUUUUGAAUAAGAUGGGGAAGGGGGUUUAGUGAAUGCAGGAUUUAAAUGGCUGUGGAUGGUGUUGGACUCGGCAGAGGUGUGUUGUUGUGUGUUUGCAGAUUUUUUUCUAUAUUAGCCCAACGAAAUGUAGGGCUUCUGGUUGGGCGUUCAUGGACCUAGGCAGAGCCACGUACUGUAAUGUUGCAUCCAGCACUAACCCUUUGUCUUGAUACGUUUUUAAUCUCUGGGAGUUGCUGACACUAUUAAUAGCAUGACACUUAAUGGGCCAGCCACGGCAGUGCAAGGGGCAGACACACCACAUUGAAUGCCCAGCGUGUUUUCCCAAAAGUAGGUUGGGCUGACUGGGUUAGAUGAUAUUGUUUUAAUUUUAUAUGGUAUGACAAUUUAAUCUAAGUCACAUACAUAGUGUACAAUAUUAAAUUAACAUCUUAGAUCACCAAAUUGCAAGCACUCAGUGUCAUUUCAGAGGGAAUAAACUAUUUUGAGUCUACAAACGGAUCUAAAUUGCCAAUCAAAAGAAUUAAGUUAAACAUACAAUGUUUGCAAAAUAUGUAAGGGCAUUAGCAAAAGAGAAAAGCAGAAGAAAAACUGACAGACUAAAUAAAGAUAAAGAAAUUUCCAAAGAAAUUCACACUGGACAGAAAGGGAAAUGACAUCUUCUAAAAUCUGUUUUCAGCAUCUCCGGUCUGUCUGCCAUGUGGUGUGUACAGUCUGUAUGUAAUGUGUGUGUGUGUGUGUGUGUGUGUGGCUUUUUUGUCAGUGUUUUGAGUGUGCGGUGGCAUUUGACGAUGUAUGCCGUCAUAGUUGAGCUCGUGCUUCAAAGGUUUGGGUGGUGAUUCUAGCUCCUUACUUUGCGGUCUGGGUAGAGCUGGGUGAUAUGAAUUAAAUCAGACGUCGCUUUAUUUUCUAGCGCUAACAUACAGUAAUUUUGAUGUAACUGUUGAUACUUAAAAAUACAUAAUCUGAACUAGUUAAAUGUCUCCUGCCUAAAACAUUCAUAAGUAAUGUUUUUUGUUUUUUUUUUUAAAAAAGAAAAGAUAAAUAAUGUGGCCAAAAUAGUGAAUCAGUUAAUCUCAUUCAAACAAAAUUAAGAUGAUAUGUAGCCUUAGAGUACAGUGUCAGUUUUAUAUUUGAUGGUGUCCCCCUGCUCUGAGAUUGAAUAUUUAAAAUAAAUAAAUAAAUUCUAGUAUGUUUUUGACCUUGAUGUUCAUACUGAGAAUAUAUUUUAAAAUUAAAAUAUUUUUAUAGUUAUAUUAGAAUAUUAUUAAUUAUUUAAUUUGAUUAUUCAUUUAUUUUAAAUAUUUAAAAUAUUUUAAAAAAGGAGAAAAAAUAGUCUGUUACUUAUGUUGACGAAGAUAUAGUAAAAAAAAAAAAUCAAGUGCAGGCAUUCAAAAAUUAUUUCAGCAGUCAUAAUUUCAGCGUAAAAAGGCUAAGACAACAUUUUAUACGUUAAAAUAUGACAAAUCUCACAUAGUAUGUUGUGUCACAUAAUGAUGUCAGUAUUAGAGCUAAUUUAUUGGUCAGUCCGAAGAAAAGAUCUGCAACAAUUUUGAUAAUUCUCUAAUUGUUCAAGUAAUUUUUUAUACAAAUAGAUAUGCAGAAAAUUCAGAUUUAAUCUUAAAUGUAAAUGCUGGUUUUCGUGUAGUCUGCCUUGAUAAUAAAAUAAAUAAAAUAUUUGUAGUGUUAAGACCUUUGGUUGGGUGAAAUAAAAAUGUUAGCUCACGUUCUGAAAACUUUUCAUAUACUAAAUAAAUAAUUCUUUAAUCAAGAAAGUAACUGUCGGAUGAAGGGCAGAGUCAAUAUUAUAUUCAUAGUAUUAUAUUACAGUAUCUCCCAGCACUACCUACUGUAUCUGAGUCUUUGUGUGUGAGCACGCACCAGUCAACCGUGUGACUGGGUGUGUGUGUGUGUGUGUGUGUGUGUGGAAGGCUGCUGGGCUGGGUGGAGGCUGUGGGGGUUUACCUGCUGUCAGAGGAGGAUUUCAGCCUGACGCAGCAGGUUUCACCCGUAUCCAACGUGGAGGGGUCCAUCUUUAUGGAGGCCUCUGCUGAG
Messenger RNA from Epinephelus fuscoguttatus (brown-marbled grouper), 6260 nucleotides. RefSeq names its product ras homolog family member T1a (gene rhot1a). The transcript has 20 exons. The coding region runs from base 351 to 2381 and encodes 676 amino acids. Gene Ontology annotation, biological process: mitochondrion organization; regulation of mitochondrion organization; mitochondrion transport along microtubule. Gene Ontology annotation, molecular function: calcium ion binding; GTPase activity; GTP binding. The record is from RefSeq and is a predicted model, not a curated record. NCBI's taxonomy places the organism in Eukaryota, Metazoa, Chordata, Actinopteri, Perciformes, Serranidae. Gene Ontology annotation, cellular component: mitochondrial outer membrane.